This is a messenger RNA of Athalia rosae (coleseed sawfly), 407 nucleotides long. It is a transcript of the gene RpS29, whose product is annotated as 40S ribosomal protein S29. Bases 10 to 267 code for a protein of 85 amino acids. The transcript is spliced from 3 exons. Gene Ontology annotation, cellular component: ribosome; cytosolic small ribosomal subunit. NCBI's taxonomy places the organism in Eukaryota, Metazoa, Arthropoda, Insecta, Hymenoptera, Athaliidae. The record is from RefSeq and is a predicted model, not a curated record. Gene Ontology annotation, molecular function: structural constituent of ribosome; zinc ion binding. Gene Ontology annotation, biological process: translation.
GUUUGAAGGAUGCCCAGAGGUCGCUCCCGAACAACUUCCUCCCUGCCUGACUGUCGUCGCCGCUUCUUUUCCGCUAAAGUAGCCAUCAAACGCAACAUGGGUUUCCAGAAUAUUUGGUACUCUCACCCCCGUAAAUAUGGCCAGGGAUCGAGAUCCUGUCGGGCGUGCGCCAACAAGCAUGGGCUUAUUCGUAAAUAUGGCCUAAAUAUUUGCCGACAAUGUUUCAGAGAAUACGCUGCAGACAUUGGCUUCAAGAAGCUGGACUAAACUUAGAACACCAUAGCUGCGCUGAUUCGUAUAAUUAACAGGCAUGCAGUUUAAAAAUAAGAAUGAAGCCAUUGUUUUCAAUUAAAGUACAUGCUCUGUUCGUGAUGGGAAAUCAGUAAAACUGGCUCAAAAACAAAAAA